UGUAAUCAGAGUAAGUGCCUUCCGAGCAUUCCAAGCUCAUCAAGUAGGCUUUCAGACGUUGGCUGCAGCUCAUCAUCAAUAAAAUUGCAGGCACAUCAUGAAACAAUAGCAAGGAGACGAUCUGAACGUGCUCGGUGAUCAGCACACUUUCAGCUUCCUUCAUCCCGACAGAUACUCUCAAGUCGAACUUCAAGUCCAGUGCAGACCCGCAAGAGAUAAAAUCGUCAAACUCUGGGCUUCAGUAUCUUCUCAAAGUCUUCAUGCACCGUGAUUUGUACAUUUCUUACAGAACACUGAUUGUCUAACCCACGGGCUGAUUUUGAAAGUCAGAAGAGUUUUGUGAAUGGUCCCUGUUGGAUAUGUGAGUUCACUGAAAAAGGCAAGGACUUCUGAAGGAGGUGGCUGUGCCCAUAAGCAUGAUUCGAUCGACUUUCAAAUUGUGCUUCUUGUUCAUCUUUCUAUCUUCAAUCUCCCUUGUCAAAGCCGAAGGUGAAGAUCUAGAUGUGGAAUUUGACUAUGACCCAGAAAGUAACCAUGGUCCGGAUCAUUGGGCGGAUCUUAAACCUUCAUGGAGCACAUGUAGAGAUGGACAAUUGCAGUCGCCGAUCGCCAUCAAUGUCACAGAAGAUAGUGUUGAUCUCACUCUCUCCAAGCUCAAUGUCAUGUACCUCCCUAGUGAAGCUGUACUCAGAAACAAUGGGCAUGGUAUUGAGUUGAACUUUCUUAACUUCGCUGGACGUUUGAUGCUCAACGGGGACGCCUACUUCUUACAACAACUCCACUUCCACUCUCCAAGCGAGCACAUAAUUCAGCGAGUCAGGUUUCCUCUGGAAAUGCAUUUAGUGCAUCGAAGUGAAUCUGGGGAAGAGGCAGUCAUCAGCGUUCCUUUCCUGAAAAGCUAUCACAGCGAUUUUCUGGAUCAGUUUUGGGACCUGCUGCCCCAAGUCUCUGACAAGUACGCCGAGGUAAAAGUGGAAACGGUAUCCGUGAACCUGCCGGUCGGUCCAUUCUACGCACGCUACAAUGGAUCCAUGACCACCCCGCCUUGCACCGAGAACGUGAGCUGGACGGUUUGUCUUUGGAAGUGGAAUACGGUAUCCGAGGAUCAGCUGAAGGCUCUGAAAGCACUAGAUCUGGGUCCCAAUAGCAGGCCACUGGUCGACGACAACGGCAGAGAUGUCAGUUUGUUUCUUUCGCGCUCCUGAUUGAGGCCACUGAUCGACGCCAAAUUUUCUAAUAAUUUUGGUGCAAUGUUUGGAAAUCCGAUCAAUAACUUUUGCUUCUUAGCCAUAGAAGCAGAAACUGCUUAAGUUGAGAACGGCUAUGACUUGUCAGUGGGAAAGGAUAGAGAGAUUAGAGCCGCUUUAAAUAGACUGUUGCAAGGUUUGGUUUUGCUUCAAGGAUAUUCAGGUUAGUGGUCUGAAAUGCGGGUGAAUUUGGAAUUGACGGACCCAAAUAUGUGUCAACUCAGUUUUGGUGUUUGAAGCAGCUCUUGAAGCAAUGUGAUCGUAUGAUGCUCCAUUAUAAUAUAAAUUUGUGGUUUGCUCACGUCUAAU
Molecule: messenger RNA, 1556 nt
Organism: Marchantia polymorpha subsp. ruderalis
Lineage: Eukaryota; Viridiplantae; Streptophyta; Marchantiopsida; Marchantiales; Marchantiaceae
Source: the annotation of a GenBank genome assembly